AGAAAACACGGGUGUGAUCUCUGAUCUGGAGUCUGAGAAACUGUGUGUGUGUGUGUGUGUGUGUGUGUGUGUGUGUGUGUGUGUGUGUUUAAAGAACCCAAAAAGAACCCUGUGUUCCCUGGCAGGAAGCGUUUCAGGAGUCGUGCAGAAGACUGUGUGUGUGUGUGUGUGUGUGUGUCUUUAAGGAACAGGUGGCUGUGAACAGUGACGCGUUAAUGGCACUUACAGAGGAGACAUGAAGCCUUCUCCUUCUUCUUCUUCUUCUUCUUCUUCUUCUCCUUCUACUUCUUCUUAUUCUCCGUCUCCUUCUUCUCCUUCUUCUCCUGUUCCUCUCCCGUUCCCAGGUCUUCAGCGCGCACGAGCACGUUAUUAAUGCGCUCCUUCACCGGCCUGCGGUCGCGUCGCGUCUGGUCAUGAAUCAGGAUUAAAUGCUGUUGAUUCGCUCUGUGAUCUGAUCUGAUCUGAUCUGCUGUGAUCUGAUCUAAUAUGAUGUGAUGUGCUGUGAUGGACUGAUGUGUGCGAUGCUCCUGACCGCUCUCCCGCAGAUCAGCUCGAAGGUUGAUGAACCUGUCGAUAUGCUCCCAAAAACCAGAAAAGCGCUCAGCAUCCAGGAGAUCGCAGCUUUGGCCAGAUCAUCGCUAAACGGGAUCUCCCAGGUGGUGAAAGAUCAUGUGACCAAGCCGACAGCGAUGGCUCAGGGUCGAGUUGCUCACCUGAUUGAAUGGAAAGGCUGGUCCAAACCGCUCGAUCCCUCGUCUGCUACGCUGCAGUCGCAUUUUAACUCUUACUCACACCUCAGCGAGGGAGAGCAGGAGGCACGCUUUGCAGCAGGUGUGGCGGAGCAGUUUGCUAUUGCAGAAGCUAAACUCCGAGCUUGGAAUUCUGUGGAUGAGGAGGAUGUGGAGAAAGAUUGUUCCGAUGAGGAGUUCGCUCAAAAUAAUGAGUUAACCAUCAGCACUCAGAGCUCAGACGCUGUGCUGUCCAAUCAGGAGAGCUUGUCGCUGUGCCAGCCUGAAACAGAUCAGAACAUCAGUGAGGUAUCCAGCCUCAUCCUGAGUCACUCCGACGCCCAUCACAACGUAGAAGAACCACAAGGAACCGAAGAAUUACAAAUUCCAGCAGAAGAUCUCCAGCUGUCAUCCAAUGAGGUCCAGAAGCUUAAACGCAGGUCCUACUGGAGCAGAGGCGACUCCUGCUACCACUCUGCUUCCUACUCUGAGUCCUGUCUUUGCCCAGAAGAAGAGGAUGAAAGGGAACAGGAAGUAGAAACGGAGGACAAUGUUUUUCAGGAGGUGAUCUGCUGGUACAGCACGUCCGAUACUUCAGGCGCCGCGUCUUUUGACGAUGAGGUGGAUGUGGAGGAUUGAGAAAUUUCCAUGAGGUGAUGAGGUUUUCUCAGCAUAUCUCUGUACGGUUCAUCCCUUUCGUGUCCUCCUCAAUCUGGCAAUCAUCUGGACGUUUGGUGGACGGAUCAAUGGACACAUUUAUCUUCUCUCAUCUUUUGCUGUCUGUAUUUUGAGAUUUCUCCAUGCAGUGAACGUAUUGUUAUCAAAACGAGGGAUGAGGAUCAGGAGGUUCUGAGGUUAAUAGGAAGUUGCGGUUCGAUGAUGUCAUAUAUAAAUAUAUAGAAACAGAUGUAGGAAAUAGCACAGAAAAUUAUGACCUUCAAAUGACCUUUAUUUAAUAUCAGAAGUGAGCGUUACAGAUGAUCGCAUUAGGAAAUGGGUUUUGUAAAUUGGAAAUAAAUAUUGCGAAAUAAUUACAAUAAAGUAUCGUUUCUGUUAAAAUAGAACGAAUAUUUUACAUUUAAACGCCAGUUUAUCGCUCACACGCGGCUUCAGUGGGAAUCGGACCCAUGAUGAGUACGAUUCUGACACGCCUCCCAGACGUUACCGUAGCAUAUCAGCUCCGCGGAGGUUCUGCUACGAGGAUUUGAGGCUCCGCCGUGGGAAACGUGAGACGCAUGGAAACGCAUUACUACAAUCACUGUGUGAUGUCGUACCUCAGAGAACUGAUACGUUCCUUCUCUUCUCUCUUUCUUCUUCUCGUUCGUUUUUUUCUGCUCCACUGUGACGUGAAACGUUUGCUGUCAGCUGCCGAGAUGUCCUGCAGCAGGUCCACAGCGUGCUCAUGAUGCAACACACUGGAGCAUUUUGGAACAAUCUAAAAGAGAACCCCUGAGAACGUUUGAGACAUUUUUAAACAUUAGAAACUUCUGGACGACUUUGAAAUGUUCUGGAAGGGUUUAGAUUGCUCUUGAACGCUCUGGAAACAGGCAGUAGAACCUCAUCGACGUGCAUGACGUGCCACAGCAAAGUUAUACUUGUGAUCCAUAAUAAUCGACGUGGCAUUAUUCCGUAAACGUGGCCUGGUGACGUGGCCUUGUGUGUGUUCGUGACGGUGGGACGUGACGUUCGACGUGCAAUCUUUUUAUUUUCCGUUCGUUCGUUUGAUUUGUUUUUUAAAUCCUUUGUAUAAGAACUUGUUUGGAAAUUGCAGUGAUCACGUGAUUGCAUUAAAGUGGAUGAGUGUAA
Molecule: messenger RNA, 2534 nt
Organism: Silurus meridionalis
Lineage: Eukaryota; Metazoa; Chordata; Actinopteri; Siluriformes; Siluridae
Gene: fam131aa
Product: family with sequence similarity 131 member A
Exons: 6
Coding region: 495-1367 (290 amino acids)
Source: RefSeq, a predicted model, not a curated record